Dioszegia hungarica is the source of this 2685-nucleotide messenger RNA. RefSeq lists its product as uncharacterized. The record is from RefSeq and is a predicted model, not a curated record. Lineage: Eukaryota; Fungi; Basidiomycota; Tremellomycetes; Tremellales; Bulleribasidiaceae. The coding region runs from base 1 to 2685 and encodes 894 amino acids. The transcript has 3 exons.
AUGCCGCAUUCCCCAUCCAGCGACAGUCUCCCCAUGUCGGCGCGAUCCCGGGGCUCGAUCUACACCAACGCGUCCUCUGUACACACCCUAUCGGCGGAUACGGACGGCCUUCAUCGUCUCCUCGCGACAAGAGAUCUUACCACCCAUGUUAUUGCCGGCGCGUUCGAGGAGUACGCGUGGAGGGGUGUCCUGCGGGGUACGAGGGUGCGGGACUGGUGCGAAGGCCUCAGGACUCUUUUGGAUGAGCUUCACAUCGUCGAGGAACUCCACAUUGCUCUGCAGACACCCGCUUUCGCGACCCUCUUCCCAUUCCUCUCCCUCAUCACCGGCCCUAAUGGCUGCGAAGCCCACUUCAUCUACCCCCCACCUACACUCCCCGCCGACCAGCUCACGUCCCUCGAUAGCGAUACCCUCGUCGACACCGUUCUCAGCCUGCUGGAGGGGAGCGAGAUUGUCUCGCCAGAUGAUCUCGCCGCGCCGGUCACCGAGCUCGUCCUCGAGUACAUUGGUGCGGUAUGGCGGCAGAUGGCGAGCGAUGAGAUCACGGGUCUCAGUGCAGCCGAUGGCGUUGCCAAGGCGCUGGUCGAGCUGGAAUUUGAGAUGCAAUGCCAAGGCACCCACUCCAUCCUCCGCACCCUCAUCUUCCCCAUCGUCCGCCGGAUCCGCUUCAGUAUCGGUUUCGUCACCUCAUUCCAGCUCGUCUCGCGGCUGAAGUCCCUUAUCGGCCGAUUCAACCAGAUGCCCAGCCGCCACGCCCCGCACCAUCUCAUCGAAGCCUGGGCGCUCCGCCGGCUCAACUCGGGCAUGUCCCCUCAGAAGGUCUAUGACGAGCUCGUCUUCAUCCGCGAGCGCGUCAGGGACGAGGCCAUCCAGGACGUCGUCGAGGCGGUAUCGAAGCAACUCGGGCUGGAGAAGAAGGACACCCAGGACCAGGACGACUCUCCCGGUUCUCCCUCCUUCAGCUUCCCCCGCGUCUCCCCGCCCACCCCAAGCAAGGUGUUCGGCUUCUUUUCGAGCAAGAAGGCUGCGCGCAAGACCAUGGAACCACCCAGGAAGGGUCCCUCCGGCUUCCUCUUCCCCGCCGGCUUCAACCCGGACCGCCGCCCCUCCCUCCCCGUCACCCCCUCGCAGGUCCCGCAUCGCCUCGUCAUCUCCAGCCCACUCACCUCGAGUAGCCUGACCAGCUUCCAAUCUUCCGACAGCUUUGACCUGAUCAUCGCUCAGAGCCAGCCUCACGUCGCCGAGCUCUUGUCGCAAAUUAUGACCUUCUCGGAGGCGUCGGACGUUCGGCUCAUCCUCCUCGACUAUAUCGUCGAGUCACGGUACCGCCUGCACAGCGGAGGCGGGGCCGACUGGUACUUUGGCUCCGGGCGGGAAUCGGCCGCGUCCACCCUCGACACCCUCGAGGGUAGGCUCGUCGGCAAGCGGGACGUCAUGGACCUCGCGGCGGUCUUUGGCGAGAUCCGAACCCAGUUCGAUAUCCCUCCUCCCGGAUCCCCAAUCCGUAUCGGUAUCAGGGAGAGGCGGAAAUUGAUCAACCCUCCCUUCGUUGACACUACCCGUCAAAUGUACCACCAGGACGUCCCGCAAGAUAUCGUUGAGAGUCGGGGCGUCUCGUUCGAUAUCGACUCGUACUACCAUCGUCACAUCACGGAGGAGGACGAGUUUGAGCUGGAGCUUGAGAGGGAGGAGCGGACGGUCGAGUCGAGGGGGUCGUCGUCCGAGACGGUCAAGGCACGGCGGAAGAGCACCGGCGCAUCAUCCCAGUUCUCCCUCAGCAGCAACCUCUCCACCAAUACCGACGCCCUCACCAUUCCGGCGACCGAUAACCGCUCAUCCCUCUUCUCCACCUACACCUUCUCCAUCCGGGAGGCCAAGAUCGGCACGAUCGAUCAGGGUCACCUCCACGCUUCCCAAUCGGACGAUUCCCUCGCCUCCCCCUCCCAGACAUCCCCACUCGGGAUGUUCUUCCCCUCUCGCUCCGAGUCGUCCCCUCAUGACGCGUACGCCCUUCCCUCUCCCGGUGCGCGGUACCGUAUCGACCGUAUGCAGUCAUCCUCGGGCGGCCAUCUCGGUAUUCCCCGCUCAUCCUCCCCUGCCGGCUCCUUCCACAGCCUCCUCUCCGCGCUCGACCUCGAGACCCGGAUCCCCGCCGACCUGCUCGACAGAUUCCCGGACCCCUCGACGCUCUCCCCACCUACUACCCCUCCCGACACGGCUACGCCCGCCAGCGACCGAGCCAGGCGGAAGCAGAACCGCCAGUGCGUCGUCGUGGACAACCUCGAGCUGUCGCCAGAUAGGCACUACCAAGACUUUCCCGAGGAAGUGGCCACGCCCACUCUCGAGCCCACUCGGCGGCGAUACACCUCCGCUCCUGGCGCGAGCGUCUCCACCCUAAACUCCAUCGACGAGUCGGUACCUACCCAGCCCGGAGACCUGCCCCUUGCGCAGCUGCUCGCGCUGUUCACUGGUCAGACGGGGGCGGUCGGGGGAGCCAGGGAGGGCACGACCCCAGCAGAUGUCGCUCGUGCGGCGACGGCGUUCGUCUAUGGGGAGAUGCAGUAUGCUGACGAGCUGGGAUCGGGGUGGGACGCGGAGGAUCAGCGAAGGGUCAUCUGGCUUCUUAGGCAGAUUGCGGCUCUGGUACGUUCAUCGUCUCUUCCUUUACUCACAAACUCAAGCUGA